Messenger RNA from Nicotiana attenuata, 1994 nucleotides. RefSeq lists its product as uncharacterized. The transcript has 6 exons. Gene Ontology annotation, biological process: lipid catabolic process. The record is from RefSeq and is a predicted model, not a curated record. The coding region runs from base 361 to 1710 and encodes 449 amino acids. Lineage: Eukaryota; Viridiplantae; Streptophyta; Magnoliopsida; Solanales; Solanaceae.
AGAAGAUUUCAAAAACUUUUCAUACAAAAAUCAAGAAAAGGAAAAACACUUACUUAGACCUUAAGACAAGAACCAGAAUCAAAAUCAUCCUCUCUGUAUUAUACACAAUUUUUCCCACUUUACGUCGUGUCCCUGUCAUUCCAAUAAAAAUCGUAGUCAACCAUUUUUCCAGUCAAUUCUCUCUAUCACCCACGUGAAACUUCCAGCUACUUCCCCAACUUUCCUUUUGAAAAGACCAAAAGCAAUUUUACAUUUAUAAGAAGAGUUCAGUUGCAUUGAUUGGCUUGAUGCCAUUAAUUUUAUUGAGCCGUCUUUAUUUCCUUGCAAAAAAGUUAAGUAUUUGUUGAGCUCACAUAACUCAUGUCAGUUGCUUGUGGAGCUGAGUGUGUAUUGGUCUUAGGUUGUCUUCGUUGGGCAUGGAAACGCUGCACAUACACCGGCAAUGAUGAUAGCGCUACGUGGCCGACAGCUACCUACGAGGAAUUUGAACCAGUUCCACGUAUCUGCCGUACAAUUCUAGCAGUAUACGAACCAAAUCUCCGUAGCCCCAAGUACCCGCCGGAGGGCGGGUACAGGCUAAACCCCGAUUGGGUCAUUAAACAGGUCACAUAUGAACAAACAUGUGGCAAUGCACCUCCGUAUUUGAUCUACUGUGAUCACGAACACCGAGAGAUUGUAGUCGCUAUUCGUGGGUUGAAUUUAAUGAACGAAAGUGAUUACAAAGUUUUGUUGGAUAAUAGGUUGGGGAAACAGAUGUUUGAUGGAGGAUAUGUACAUCAUGGAUUGUUGAAAUCUGCGGUUUGGGUUUUGAAUAAUGAGUCUGAGACAUUGAAGAAGCUUUGGAUUGAGAAUGGCAGGAGUUACAAGAUGAUAUUUGCAGGGCAUUCUUUAGGUUCUGGUGUGGCGUCGUUGCUGACAAUAAUUGUGGCGAAUCAUAAGGAUAGAUUAGGGGGAAUUCCAAGGAGUCUUUUAAGGUGUUAUGCAGUUGCACCAGCACGGUGUAUGUCACUCAACUUGGCUGUUAAGUAUGCUGAUAUAAUACACUCUGUGGUAUUGCAGGAUGAUUUCUUGCCAAGAACAGCCACCCCACUUGAAGAUAUAUUUAAAUCCAUCUUCUGUUUACCGUGCUUGAUAUUUUUGGUAUGCUUGAGAGAUACCUUCAUUCCCGAGGGCAGAAAACUCCGAGAUCCAAGAAGACUUUAUGCGCCAGGCCGCAUGUAUCACGUUGUAGAAAGAAGAUUUUGCAGAUGUGGGAGGUACCCUCCAGAUGUUAGAACUGCCAUCCCAGUUGACGGAAGAUUUGAGCAUAUCGUGUUGUCACACAAUGCUACAGCUGAUCAUGGAAUCCUUUGGAUUGAAAGAGAAUCUGAAAAAGCAUUAGCAAGACUUAAGGAGGCUAGUGCUGAGAUCACAACUACUCCCCCCAAAAUGCAGAAAAUUGAAAGGCUGAAGACAUUAGAAAAAGAACACAAGGAUGCACUCGAAAGAGCUGUCAGUUUAAACAUACCACACGCUGUGGACGCAGAUGAAGAGGAAUCCACGGAGAGUAUAACUGAGGAGUCAUCACAGAAACAAGAGGAAGAUGCAUCCACAAGCAAAGCGCAGUGCAGUGAUGCAAGAACUAACUGGAAUGAAGUAGUUGAGAAGCUUUUCAAUAGAGAUGAAACUGGGAAAUUACGAUUAAAGAGAGAUGCAACUGGUCUCAAGUAACAACGCUAUUCCAAGGUGCUUUCUCUCUCUUUUUUAUGAUGGCUAUGUAUGUUAGACGAAAGCAUUAUUACUCGUGUUCCAACAACUCAUAAUUCUUUAUUAUCCAUAUCGCCCUGUACAAUAUCUUCUUUUUGUAUAUCAACGACCAUAAUGUACAAUCUGAAGCCCCGUCAAUAAUACAGUUGGAAAUUCUUUUAUGUAAUUAUUUUAGGCAGUUCCUCGUGGAAUGUGAUUUGUUCAUGAAUUCUUGUUUACAAUCUGAGUGUUCAUUUGGUAUUCUGAUA